AUGGAGUUGGAAUUCGAAGAGAUUGACGCCUUUUCGGAUCCGUCAUGUUCAGUAGAGGAGAAGCCUUCAACAAAGCCAGCACCAGCCUUCUAUCAGCUGACUUUCAAUGCUGAGGAAGAGGAGAAGACCACGCCGGAGAGGAGGGCUUCUAAUAUCUCUGUUAGUGAAGGGUUUCGUUGGUUGGGGCAUGGAUAAUAUAAAAUUUUGAAAAAUUUUGUGAAAUUGAAAUUAAAAAUUUUUUUUUUAAUUUGAAAUUUUGAAUUUUGAAAAAAGUCAGCAAGAAUCUUCAAAAGUUUUUUAAAGCUCAAUUUGAUGAAAACCACGCCUUAAAAAGCGUAAAAAUAAUAUUAUCAAGCUUUUUCACCUAUGUUAAUAUACCUAAUUUUAGACGAACGACCAUUCCAUAGCAGACACAGCUUCAACAACAUCGUCGAACCUCAUGGUGACGUCGCUGGUUCAAGAAAACUUGGUACGGUGUUUUAUAUAUGUGAAAAAUUUAGGCGCACAAACUCUUUGCCGAGUCGUUUCUGUUUGUUUGUCACCGUUCUUGGAUCCUCGUCUUUUUGGGUACUAUUAGAGUGGUAUGCAUGGUGUGUUGUGGGUGCUAUUAGAGUAGUAUACAUGUUGUCUUAUCAGUGCUAUUAGAGUGGUAUGAAUGUCUUUGGGUCUCCACCCUCCCCCCCCUAGAAAAAAUCCGUAGCGACGCCCCUGAUCCAAGUUGCUUUAUUGGUAUAAUUAGAGUAGUACGCAAGUUGCUUUAUGGGUACUAUUAGAGUGGUGUAUAUUGAAAGUUCAAAAACGUCUUGUUGUUUUUCAAUAUUUAAAUCAACGUAACUUGGCGACAAGACUUUCUAUUUAGAUUUUGUGAUAAGUAAUUUUAAAUUUGAGCUUUUUUAAUGAGUAAUGUUAACUAUGAGCUAUGGUUUUAAAAAGUAAUAUUAAGUUUGAGUAACUUUUUUUGAUUAGUAAUGUUAAGUUUAAGAUAUGGUAAGGUUAUUUUAACACGAUUGAUUCUCUAACGAUAAUUAUUAAUUUUGUCUUUUUUUGUUUGCACAAUGAUGUUAUUUGUUCGUUUUUAAUAAAAUUUCACGAAAAUUGGAGUGUUUUUGGUGUUGGUAACUUGUUUUUGUAGCUUACAGUUUCUUUGUUUUAUGAUUUUUGCUUUCACAGUGCACUGCAGGUCUUUCUUUGCACUUUUCAAGUGUACUUUAUCUCUUGUAGGCUUAAAGAUAGUUUUUUUGAUACGGUAACAUGAAAUGACAUAGGUACCUCUGCUUCUUAGGCUAAUCUGUGACAAAAGUAAGAUUCAUAUUUAGGCCUAAAAUAGAUUUUUUAAGCCUAAAACUCAAUUUCAAGCUCAUAAUUUUAUUUCUAAGCUUAAAUUUAUUUUUAAGUAUAAGGGCUGUUUUUAAGUCUAAAAUUCAUUUUUAAGCUUAAAAGUUAUUUUUAAGGAAAAAGUUUGUUUUUAAGCCUAAAGGUCAUUUUUACGCCUAAAUUUUAUUUUUCAUUGUACCUUUUUUUCAAACCCAAUUUCGUCUUUCAAGCUUUACAACAUCACUGUCUACGCCCUUCUCUCCCACGCUUAAGCCUUCUAAAAGCCUUAUAGAUUUAAUUAAGUUCCACGCAUUUCAGGCAUUGCAAAACAAACUGACACGACAUGCAGAUGAGUUGGCGGAAGCACGAGCCUACCUACGAGGACAUUCAUUAUCCUCGUUCGAAGGCAAUGAAGAACAAGGUGUCUUGAGGUUAGAGCCUCUAGCAAAGGGUGGCAAUACCCACUCGGUACUGUUGGAGGUGUUCAACAUUCCGGAAUUUACAAAAAUUUUGGUUUAUGGUCAGUUUUUCGGCUUAAAAAGGUCAAAAAUGCAAAGAAAAAUGAAAUUAAAAAAAAUUUUAAAUUUAAAGUUAAACACAUCGAUAUCACUACUUAAAAAGUAUUGUCGUUUUUCAUUGUGUAAAGCACUGCAAUUUGACGACAAGACUUUUUUUCUUAAGUAAUACAAACUUGUUUUAAAAAUUAAAAGAUAUUAGCUCGUUCAAAUAAUUCUGUGCCUUCAUUUCAAAGCAAGUUUUCGAAGUCUGGAGCACAGAAUUAUUUGAAAAAUAUAUUAAAAAGGGAUGCCAUUUUAAAGUAAACAAAAAUGGAUUUUCAGAUCUAAAACCUCGAAUGGCAAAGCAGCUAACUCCUUGUUUACCAGCUUAUUUACUAUUCGCUGCCUUACGAUACUUUGAUCAUGCCAAAGAUGAUGCGUGUAUUACAGGACUGUUUAAUGCCAUUCAUCUUUUGCUGAAGGACAUUUCUUCGGUAGGUUCUACUCUACCUUACCCUACUCUAUCGUGCCCUACCUUACCCUACCCUACCCUGCAAUACCCUCCACUCUAUCUUACUGUACUUUGUCUUAUACUAACUUAUUCUGCGCUUAUCUUCACUCUAUCUUUCUCUACCCUCUAACCUACUGUAUUAAAAACCUUUAAAAACCUCAUGUUUUAGGCUUCAAAAGACAUGGACGUCCUAAUCCUAUGGUUCGUCAAUUCCUGGCGACUUCUGAAUCUUCUUCGCCAAUUCGGCGGGGAACAAACCGAAGAAUCAUGGACAGCACGAAAUACGGAAAAGCAAAAUGAAUGGAAAUUCCAACACUUCAAUUUCGAACCGAUAAGGAAUCAGUUAAAACUGAGAGUCGAAGACUUUUACCAAAAUUUCAUGAAAAAUACAGUAGAACCAUUGCUGACACCGAAAAUAUUCCCCGGGAUCCUACAACAUGAAAGCGAAAGUAAAGUCAUGAAAUGUAACGGAGAUCAAAAGGAAAAGGAGUGUCAGAGCUUGGAUGAUAUCAAGGAGUUUGUAAGUUUUUUUAGAGCUAGAGUGGAGUGUGGUAAGGUAAGCUUUGCUGAUAGUGUAGGGUUUGGUAAGAAGGAAUAGUUGGUGCGGUAAUUUUUGUUAGGGCGUAAAAUUCUGUAAUGAAAAAGGCAAGUAUAGGAUAAAAGUGAGGAUUUUUAGGGUGUAUUUCGGGGGCAUGAUAGGUUAUUAGGGGGAGAUUUAAGUUACGGUAGAGAGGCAGAGAACUGAGUACAGCAUAGGGUUGUCAGGGAAAAGUAUUUUAGACCAUAGCUGUAUCAGAGCUAAAAUAGGGAUACAGACAGGCACGGUAGAGGUCGCUAAGGUAAGAGAGUACUAUAUUAUGGUAAGGUAGGGUAAAGUAGAGUAGGGUAGGGUAUGGUACGUUAGGACAGGGUAGAGUAGCGUGGGGUUGGAUAGGGUAGGGUAGAGUGCAUUUUGUAAGAAAAGUAAAGGAAUCUUUAAAUUUAAAAAAAAUUUUAGUUGAACCUGGUCUACUCGAAGCUACGGAACUUUGGCGCAGAGCCAAAUGCCAUCGUACAGACUUUCAAACAGAUUUCCCAAUGGAUUUGUGCAUUAGCAAUGAAUCAGCUUGUCUUUAGGAAGGAUUUGUGCACUUUUGAAAAGGCUAUUCAGGUCAAGUAAGUUUUUUCUCUAAAUUUAUAUUAAUAUUGGUAAGAUUAUUGAGACUUUUGGUCAAAAAGUGAUUGGAUUUUUUAAAUAUUGAUCUAAAAAUUGUUAGAUUUUUUUUGAAAAUUUUGUUUUAAAAACAUUAAAACCCAAAAUUUUAAGACACAACGUCACAGAACUGACCAACUGGCUCACCGACCAUGACUUGGCCGUUUGUUCCGAAUACCUAGAACCCCUAAUACAAGCCGCCCAUCUAAUGCAGUCGAGGAAAGACGAAGCCAAUAUCGACACAUUGUGUGGUGAAAUGACAUCGAAAUUGACGCCAAAACAAGUGGUAUCAAUCCUACAACACUACACACCCCCGCCCAGUUUUGAGGAAGAAGCGGUUAAUGCCAAUUUCAUUGUUAAACUGAGUGAUAGGCUAUAUCAACGUGCUGCUUUGGCUGAUUUGAAUGGAGACUAUAAUCCGGUAAGGGGAUUCUGCGUAUUUUUAGUUAUUAGGAGGUCUUUAUCUUUAAAAAACAUAAAAUGAACUAUAAAAGUUUAGGCUUAAAAGUGAAAUUUCAAGUUUAAAAAUAACAGUCAACUUUUAGAAUGAAAGGGGUAAUUUAAAAUGAAAUUUUAGGUUUAGAAGUAAAAGUUUAGGUUUAAAAAUGACAGGCAUCAAAGUGAACUUUAGGUUUAAAAUUUAACUUUUAAGUUUAGAAUAGAAUUUUAGGUUUAAGAAUAAAUGUUUAGGCUUAAAUCUGAAGUUUAAGGCUGAAAACAGAAUUUUAGGCUAAACAAUUAAAUUUAAAAAUUAAAAUUUUAAUUUUAAAAUGAAGUUUUAGAUUUUAAAGUGAAAUUUUAGGCUUAAAAUAUAAAUUUUCUUUUUUUAAAAUUGAUAUUUCUUAAAACCAACAAAGCUUAGAAUGGCUUUUAAUUUUAAAAACUUUCUAUUUUCUGAUUUAUGGCAUUUGAUUUUUCAGGACACAGCAAUCAUGCCAGGCACAUAUCUAGCUCCAUUCGACACCUCUUCCUUCAUUUACACCGACUUCCCCAUCGACAAGAUAACUCUUCCAUCCUGCCUUCGAUUGGAUUCGGUCGCCAGAUUGAUUUAA
This is a messenger RNA of Bursaphelenchus okinawaensis, 4566 nucleotides long. Lineage: Eukaryota; Metazoa; Nematoda; Chromadorea; Rhabditida; Aphelenchoididae. The record is from the annotation of a GenBank genome assembly.